AAUAAUGGUCAAAAAUAGAUUAGAACACUUAUUGGAAUCAAAUAACAUACUAAACCCCUUCCAGUCUGGCUUUAGGAAGGGGCGAUCUACUCUUGAUCAGCUAGCUAGAUUACAACAUGAUAUUCUUUCUGCAAAAAAUCAAGGGCAAUCAGUAUUAGCAAUUUUUUUGGACCUUCAGGCUGCCUUUGAUUUAACAUGGACCUUCGGCAUACUAAAAAAGCUAGCUGACUAUGGAAUCACUGGAUACUGUUUCCACUACCUCAGAGCAUUCCUAGAGGGCCGUAAAAUCCAGGUCAGGGUCGAUGGGGAGUUAUCAGAGGUAGCCAUAACUGAUCGCGGAACCCCUCAGGGGUCCGUAAUAUCCCCAACUCUGUUCUCCCUCAUCGUAAACGGUCUACCUGAUGCCGUAAAAGACUCAGGAAUGGUUAUCUCCCAGUUUGCCGAUGACUCAGGCACUUGGUUAAAGGGGUCUAACAUGUUACGCCUGCAAAAGAGGGCUCAAGCAGGCUUAGACUCCAUAUGGAAAUGGGCAAUUAAAUGGGGAUUCAAAAUUUCUCCAACCAAAACAGUAGGAGUACUAUUUGGCGAACAAUUUCAGCACUCUUUGGACUUAAAUUUAGGCGGCACCAAAAUUAUCUUUGAAAAAGUGGUGAAAUUUCUAGGUAUGUACCUAGAUAAACAGUUAACUUUUACUCACCACUUUAAAUAUUUGGCAGAAAGGUGCGAAAGGGACCUAAAUUUAAUGAGAAUGUUAAGAGGCACAGGUUUCGGAUCAGAUAAAAAUAGCCUCUUAACACUCUACAAGUCCCUUAUACGUCCAAAGCUAGAUUAUGGAGCCCAAAUCUAUGCAUGUGCUAAGCCAAACGCCCUAAAAAUGGUUGAUGCCAUUCAACACAAGGCCCUAAGGAUAGCUCUGAGAGCCCUAAACUGUACACCGGGUGCACUGCUAGAGGAGGAGGCCGGUGUGUUACCUCUUGACUUGCGUAGAAAACAACAGUCCCUCAAUUUCUGGGCCAGGGUUAAGUCUCGGCAUGGUUCAAACCCCGUAAACAAACUUGUCGGGACUGGCACCUUCGUCAAGGGGAAAAUACUUAAGCGUAAGCAUGUCGCCCUACCUUUUGGUGCGAGUAUUAGGACCCUGGUUGAGGAUGCCGGUCUCGACAAGGUACAUGUAGCAGACCUGAGGCCCUCCAAGGCCCCCCCCUGGACGCUUGGACCCAUUGAUGUUGACCUAUCACUCUCUAAUAAAAUAACGAAAACUGACUUGCCACAACUCAUCAAGUCAGAAGCUCUCUUUCUUAUAGAUAAUAUGUAUGCUGAGCAUCUAAAAAUCUACACUGACGGCUCCAAAUGCCCUAACUCUGGUUUGGUAGCCAACUCUUUUGUAAUCCCUUCAAAAAACAUUAGUAAAACGCACAGGCUCAGCAACAAUCUCUCUAUUUUUACAGCAGAACUUUUGGCAAUUAAAUUCUCUCUGUGCUGGAUAUUGGUCAAUAAACCUACUAAAACUGCUAUUUUAUCAGACUCAAUGUCAUCUCUUGAGUCCAUAAAAAACAGAAAUAGCAGAUCUAGGCCUGAUAUUUUAGCUAGCAUUUUGGAACUUCAUCAACAGUGCCUAGAUAAAUCUUUAAAGGUCACAUUAGUAUGGUGUCCAGCACAUGUCAACAUCAGUGGGAAUGAACAGGCCGACAGGGGGGCCAAAGAGGGCCUCUUGAGGGGGGCCGUAGAUGUUGGGGAACCCCUGGCACCUUCUGAGAUCUACUCCCUGACAAAGAAAUUUGUUUUGGGCGAGUGGAAUCUCCGGACCGACAAUUUGUCUUCCCGUCGACAUACUUUUACUAGACCUGCGAAAACCCUCAGGCCGCCUGACAGAUACUCAGCAAGCAUUGUGCUUGACAGAGCCAUCACGCGCCUGAGGAUGGGAACCACCCUAUUACCCGGUGGCGCAGGAAAGUAUGUCCUCGGUAUAGACCCUGCAUGUCCUAGGUGUCAGGAACCUCUCACUGCGCCCCACAUGCUGCUACACUGUCCUAACCAUAAGGCGCAGAGGGACCACCUCGAAGCUGCAUUGCACUCCCAUGGACUAGUUUUUAACCUUACCAACGUGCUAGACCCCAAGGGAGCAGCUAGGGGCCCGGUCUUCUCUGCCCUCGCCAAAUACUUACUAGAUUGUCAGAUAACUGACAAAAUCUAGGUCAUUGGGGGAGGGAGAGCAGCCAACACCCACCUAAUUAUACAGUCUUGUGACUGUUUUCUUUUAAAAAUGUGUAAUCUCUGCACAAACCUGAUGUAAUCAAAUAAUUGUGUUGGAUUUGUGUCGCUUUUACACAACCUUUAUUUUAGUUUUUAAUGGGUUUAUUGUUCUACCCCGCCCUUUCUAAAUCAGGCCAAUGGCAUUGACCUGGUCUUCUUUAUUUUAAUUCAUUUUUUAUGAGAGCAUGACGUUAGUCCUCCAUUUACAUUUUUCAGUCUUUUAAUAUAAUCAUAUUUUAUGGCAUUUCUUACUACAAGAAAGGACGAGGCUGUCCAGUAACCUGGGAUUGUUGGCUGCAUUGCACCCCCUCCCUUCCUCUUUGACACCCCACCCUUUCCCCUUCAAACUCGAAGAACCAUG
Dreissena polymorpha is the source of this 2614-nucleotide messenger RNA. RefSeq lists its product as uncharacterized. The record is from RefSeq and is a predicted model, not a curated record. The transcript has 2 exons. Bases 5 to 2194 code for a protein of 729 amino acids. Lineage: Eukaryota; Metazoa; Mollusca; Bivalvia; Myida; Dreissenidae. Gene Ontology annotation, molecular function: nucleic acid binding; RNA-DNA hybrid ribonuclease activity.